Molecule: messenger RNA, 1092 nt
Organism: Xenia sp. Carnegie-2017
Lineage: Eukaryota; Metazoa; Cnidaria; Anthozoa; Malacalcyonacea; Xeniidae
Exons: 2
Coding region: 16-762 (248 amino acids)
Source: RefSeq, a predicted model, not a curated record
UUUUCAACGAACUGCAUGAUCUCGUUUUCCACGGAUUUCAUGGUGGCUUUUUCGCGUGCAUUUGUUUAUCUACUCUUGGGACUGGGAAUGGCUCCGUUUGUCUUGGUGAUUUUGUCGUGUGUCGCAUUUAGCUUCGUCAUUUUUGCAUUAUGUCUACCGUUCACAAUUUUUCCGUUGAUAUUAUCUUGCUGCGUAGCGUACAUAAUCUUUAUGGAUCAAUCCGCUCGAAAAUCCGUUCGUAUCUAUUUGAAAUGGGCAUAUGCAAGUGCCAUGAACUGGUUUAAUCCGAACAUGGAGAAUAUUUCCUCCUUGUCAUCAAUUCGUACCUUCAUUGGAUCAUCGCUGUUGACAAAUAUCGAGCAUGACGACAUUUUAUCGAGUCAUCGAGAAAGGGUUUUGUUUGAGAAAUUUCCGUUUGAAAACGAGGAUUCAGAUGGGACUGUAGACAACGGCGGACACACAAAUGUUCGGAGACUCAUGCGCAUUGUUCGUCCGAGAUUCUUCGCCAUAGACGACUUGGAGAUGAGCGAGCCGAGGAACGUCGAGAACGAUGUUGUGAGCUUGCGUCAGCGUUUUUCUUUGCGAGGAAGCAUCGACGAAGAUGGAGAGGAAAAUGCAUCAUUAUGCGAGAACAGUGUCAUCCGGUCAUUUGACAAAUCUGGAAUGUUGGAAAAGAUGGAAGAAAUGCGAAAGCUGAUGACAUCAAUACGUCGUCGCGUUAACGUUCAAAAUCUAAGCAAUCCCACAGCAAAUGCGCAAUGAUUAUUACGAUACAUAAUAAAGAACGGAACUAAGCAAAUUUGUCUUUAUAUUUCGAUAUAAGUUUAUUUAUUUUUGUCGUGUUUACUUUACUUACUGUGCCGCGUUUACCUUUCACUUUGACUGCAUGCUUGUAAAAUGCGUUUUUUUAUAAGUAUAACCUUGGUAGUGAGGUUAUACUUAGCGAUUAAAUGUCCUCGUAAGCCGAGAGAGGUUGAGUAGCCCAUUUGCCAUGGUGUUAUUUUGUAAUACUACGUUUACUAAUAUUUUAGUCAGUGCUUCACGCACUGUCGACGAUUGAGUAAAUUAGAUGUUUUUUUGUUUUCGGGAAUA